Messenger RNA from Ciona intestinalis (vase tunicate), 4099 nucleotides. Lineage: Eukaryota; Metazoa; Chordata; Ascidiacea; Phlebobranchia; Cionidae. The record is from RefSeq and is a predicted model, not a curated record.
UACUUUAGUCAAAAUGGACCAUAAUAGUUCACGUUUUGAACCUUACUACACAGAAGAGCAAAGAAGAUACUCUCCUCCUCAUGAAGAGUAUUUCCAGGAGCGAGAGCAUCAGUGGAACCAGCAUGUUUCUCAAGGAAGUCCUAGGCGCAGCAUCGGAUACGAUUAUCCAAGAAGAGACCAGGAUCCUCCUGGAAGGUUUAGAGAACGAUCACCUUAUAGAGAAUAUCAAGAGGAGGAAGAUGAUAAAGGAAGACGCAGAAGAAUUACUCCAAGAAGAUCUAGAUCGCCAAGAAGAUCACGGUCUCCAAGAUUAAGGAGAUCCAGGUCCCCUAGAAGAUCUAGGUCUCCAAUAAGAUCUAGAUCUCCAAGACGGUCUCCCAGGCGAUCUAUGUCACCUAUAAGAUCAAGGUCGCUGAGAAGAUCACGAUCACCAAGAGUUUCACGAUCUCCCAGAAGAUCUAGGUCUCCAAGAUUGUCUGCACGGAGGUCUUCAAAUGGAUCUUUUAGUGGUUCCCCCCGUAGAUCACCAAGGAGGUCCCCACAAAGAAGAGAUCAGUCUCCUGAUUAUCGACAAAGAAGAGACAAAAGGGAACUUGACCGUGAUCGAAGAGAUGAUGACAGAAGAAGAACUUCUGACCGCGAUAAUACCUGGGCUCGUGGCUCAAGUUCCAUUGUAAGGAUCAGGGAUGUACCUUCCACCAUCGAUGAAGUGACAAUUCGCUCCAUUCUUCAGAAGUUUGAAGCUUCGUUUGUCUCCGCUCGGAUCAAGCGAGAAUAUGGAACGAACAACACAAGUGAGUCUGUGUGCGAUAUCCAGUUUGAGAGAGUGAGAGGGGCUAUUGAAUGGAUGACCCAACAUGAUGGUCAACUGGACAUCCGUGGUGUGCGGAUGGACAUGGAGUAUUUGGAUGAUGACCAUAGUGAUAGAUCUAGAGACAGAAGAAGAGACAAUUAUCCAACAAGAGGAAGAGAUGAUGAUCAUGUUGGUUAUCGAACUGGACCAACUGAUACCAUGAUUGUAAAAGGUCUUAACUUUGAUACAACUGAAGCAACAAUACGUCAGUCGUUUGAGUACAUAACACAUUUUCCUAUUGUGGAUAUACGUUUGGUGAGAGACAAGCUUGGAAACUCAAGAGGAUUUUGUUUUGUUCAGUGGAAGACACUGGAAGAUUGUCAACAAGUGUUAGAAUACCUUCGUACAGCAACACCAAGGUUUCAUAUUGAUGGAAGACAUGUUAUAUUGGACUUUAGCACCCCACAUGGUUCCAGCUAUAAAGGGAGAAGUGCACCUCAACCAACAGCUUCAUCAGCUGCUAUUUCUGCUGCAGUUCAAGUUGCUGAAGCUGCAAUACAAGCUGCACAAUGGUCCCAGCAAGGAAAGAAAGCUGCAGACAGUAGAAAUACUGCCGAUGCAAUGAAUGGCAAAGCUAAUGAAUACAACAGACAAGCAACAGCAGCAGUUGCAUCACCAGCACCCAAGGUUGAAAACAAGCCAACUGUGCCACCCCAGUCACCUAAGAAUGCAGCUCCAGAUCCUACCAAGUUUAAAUAUGAUCCUACUUCUGGUUACUAUUAUGAUGCAGUGACUGGUUAUUAUUAUGAUGCCAAUUCAAGAUAUUUCUACAACAGCCACACAGGUGAAUACAUGUAUUGGGAUAUGAACAGUCGCUCUUAUGUAAAAGUCUCACAAGACGCACAGAAUAAAGAGAAAGAAACAAAAGAAAAACAACAAAAGGAACAGAAGGAAACCAAGAAUGUCAACGCCAAAAAAAUUGCAAAAGACAUGGCGAGAUGGGCUAAAGCGCAGAACAAGAAAAAGGAUGAAAUAAAAAAGAUGCUGGAUGAACCAGGUACACCUGGAACAGCAGGGACAAUGGCUGCUCCUGUGGUUCCACCUCCAAGGAAAAAAGAAACUUAUGCCGAUGCUGCAUUUUCUGUUCUUGAGAAGCAGGUUUCUGAAGCAGAGAGACAGGCAGCUGUUCAUGCUGCUUAUAAACAAGAUCUGUUUCGUAAACCAGAUCUUCCUGGGUCAAGAAAGAAACCUUCACAUGAUGAAUCUGGGUUGGUUUCUUACAUGAAAGCAAGUGAUAGUGAAGAAGAGGAAGAAGAAGAAGAGUUAAAUGAGGAGAGCUUCCUGGACUGGAACAAACUUGCGUGUCUUCUUUGUAAACGUGGAUUUCCUUCAAGAGAUAUGUUGACCAAACACAAGGACUUAUCUGAUCUUCAUAAACAGAACUUAGAAAAAAGAAAAAUUAAAACUGGAAGCUUGACAAAGAAAAAGAAAGAUGUGGGUAAUGUCAGUGCAAUUAAGUAUCGAGAUCGUGCGGCUGAAAGGAGAAAUAAAUUUGGUAUUACUGAUCCCCCACCUAAGCGCUCUCAUGGUAGAGAUGCCUAUGUUCCUUAUGAGCAACCCACUAAAGAUGGUUUGGAUAAUACGAACAUUGGAAACCAAAUGUUACAGAAGAUGGGUUGGAAACAGGGCUCUGGGCUUGGGAAAUCGAUGAGUGGUAUAACAGCUCCCAUACAAGUCCAACAGCGCUCUCGUGGUUCAGGACUUGGUAUGAGAGGAUCCAGCUAUGGGUUGGAUGGCAGUGAAGGUGAUUACAAAUCUGUAGCAAAGAAACUGACUUAUGCGAGAUACAUGGAAACUGAUUGAAACUGAUCAGGUCAAAUACUUACAUGGAUUGGGUUCUACAAGCGAGAUCUGGUUGGGUAUAUCCAGAAAGACAUUGAUAUCAAGCAUUUUAAUUAAAGUGGUUUAUGUCCUGAGUUUAAUAAUGAAAACAUGUUUUGUAAUUAUUUGUUUAAACACAAAGUGGACAGAUGGAUUUUAGUUUCUUUAUUGCCCAAUAUUUGAUUUAUAAAAUGCCUAAAAUACCAAUGCCAUUUGUAAGUGCCGGUAAUAGUUUUAAUUGCACUCCUGCAGUUGUUGAAGUGAUCUAUCAGAUUUAAAUCCAUUUGUGCCCAAUGUUAACUAUCAUUCAUAUGGUGUGCAUUUUGUGUUUAUUUGGUAAGACUGGCCAACUUGUCACACAACAUUUAUUUUUGCGUUUAAAGCCGCGUUUUUGCCGUUUAAAGUAAUAGGCAUUCUGAUUCUACCACCAUGAUCACAUACACCAUUCUGUUUUCAUUGUUGUGUAAAUAAUGUUUUGGUAAUUUGCAUUUAUUUUAAACAUACAGGAAAAGAUAAGAAUGUAGGAAGACACCACCAACAUUUAAUAUAAGUUUUCUCUCUGUUCUCUAAUCUGGUUUUGAGUAAGAAAAUGGAAGAUGCUGCAGCACAUAUGGUAAAGAAUGGACCAUGAAAAACUGUCAUGUACAUUACAAUGUGGACUGGAAUACCAAGAACAUUAUAGCCGCUGCUACACUCUGGCCAAAUGAUGUUUUCUCGAGAAUUUGAAAUCACUCUUUAUGGACAUCUUCAAUUGCUGGACAGGAUAUUCACGUUGCAGAAAGGCCAUUGGCCAACUUUCUUGUUGUUGUCUGGAUCAAAUAUGUUCUAUAACUUACAACUGUUUUUUGGUUGUCGCAGAUUUAUGGACAUCAGACUCUGAGUCAAGUGGUUCUGAUUUUCCUACUUUGAAAUAUUCAUUUUAUGUCUUUGAUGGAAUUGCCUUGGGUGGUAUGAAGGAUGUCUUCAUUAUUGUAUUGUGUUAUACAGAUCUACAUAUAUUAACUCAAUAUUGUUUUUUUUGCAGGUUUUGAUCGGCUUUAAAAAAGAGAUUGUACCGAAACAACAUUCUUUUUUUAGUGAUAAAUACCGUUAUAUUUUCUACUUUUAUUAGGAUAUUUAGAAAAUUUUAAAUUGCUGUUAAAGUGAUUUUAGGAUGUUUUGCAUAAUAUUAGGCAAUUCUAAUUUUUGGGAAACCUAAAUGAAUCAAUGUAUAAUGGAUUUUUCAUUUAGUUUAGUGGAUUUAUUUUAUAAUAAGUUUUAGAUUAUAAAACACUCCAUUUCCCAUGGGCUCCUGGAUUGUUUGGCACCAAACUGAAAACAGCUCUUACGUGUUUUUUCGUUAAAUUUGUUAUGUAUAAAGCAAAAAGUGUAUAGUUAUUUAAGUAGUGCUGUCACAGAUGAAAUAAUGGCUUCUGAUCUGUUUAA